ACCCAAAAGCCAAACACUGAGAAGUGUCAUCUGCAGGCCUUUCAGCCUCACAAGGGACACCCUACCCUCCUCCAAAAAAAGGGUUAGAUAACCUUGUUAUUCAAGUUUGGAUGGAUGAAUCAACCAUACAAAGUCCACAUAAAUAUAUCUUGCGCUGAUUAACGAUGGCAAUAAAUUUGACUCGAUCACUUCUGGUAUUUUCCUCCUCCCCUACUAGUAAGUGCAGCCUUUUGGGUCUCUUCAUUUGUCUGGCAGCAACUUUAGUGGCUGUUUUGCUUUUGACCUGCUGGGUGUUUUCCCUCCCAUUUCUGUGAAUGCUGCUCCCUAUAAAAGAGGAAACAGCAGUAGGGUGGAUGAGGGUGAGCCAAGAACUCCUCUUCUUUCCUCAAACCCAGAGAAAUCUCCUCAAUUGUGGAAGCUAUGGGGCUGCUAUCACUGCUACUCCUUUCAUCCUUAAUGCUGCAAAAUGGCCAAGGGUUUUCAAGCUCCCAGGGAAAGCAAUUCAUCACGGCCUUCAUGGAGAAUUUUGAGACCAACAGGCCUUCUGAAACAAGCUUGAAGCUAUUUCUUGUGGGCCACGGCAAUGACACCAGGGUCUCCGUGACAGUGACCAAGUCUUCUUCCCGCCAGGUUUACUCUGUUCCAGGAGGUGAAACGGUGCCCGUGGAUCUCCCCGUGAGUUUGGAAAUGAAACACAGUGGCAUUUUUGCUCAUUCCGUUGUGAUUGAGGCUGAGCAUGACAUUUCAGUGGUCUCAUUUAACCGAAAAUUGUAUUCCGUUGCGAGCAUGACCCUCUACCCGGUCCAUGAACUUGGCGAUACCUAUUAUGUCAUCACACCUCCGGGCACCAUUACAGACAGUUACCGGAAAGAAUUGGCUGUCAUAGCUUGGAAGACUCCUACCCAAGUCACCAUCGAACCGCAAGGCAAAAUCAUCUUCAAGAGACAGUCAUACGCGGCAGGGAGUACCCUCACGGUAAGCCUCAAACCUUUCGAAGUUCUUCAGUUGCAAAGUGCGGAAGACUUGUCUGGCACCAGGAUUCAGUCCUCGGCUCCCGUGGCAGUCUUGAGUGGCCACGUCUGCGUUCAGGAAAAUUAUUACUGCGAUCACGUUGCGGAGCAACUUCUGCCCGUCUCCAAGUGGGGCCAGACCUUCAUCGUUCCUCCGGUGCCUCUACAGACCGGUUUCGAUAUUAUCUAUGUGGUGGCUUGUCAAAACACACGUGUUGUUUAUCAGUCAGGACAGGACAAAGGCUUUCAAGAUAUGGUGCCAGGAGAAAUCGCCCGGUUACCGCUCCAGUUAUCUCAAGCACUUUACAUCUCUGCCGAUGCUGGAAUCCAGGUGACUUAUUUUUUCACGGGGAUCAAGAUCAGGAACAUAGGAUACGAUCCCUUUCUCAUCAACGUCCCCGAUGUCGCCAGUUAUGGCCUGGCCUACCGAAUUGAUGGUCUCAGCAAGUUUGACAACCAUGUCCUUCUCAUAGCAAAAAGCUCCGAAACCGCUACCUGGGAUAAAUCUGUGGUGGCAGACAUUCAAUGGCAAUUGGUCCCUGGCUCAGAGUAUUCCUGGGGAGAAUAUAAUUGGAAAGCUGAUCUCAACCAACAUUCACUUUUCCUGGAGAAUCCUCAAACUGCCUUCGGGGUGUUGGCCUACGGAAACAAGAAUUAUGAAGGCUACGGUUUUGCUCCAUCACCUUUUGGCACGCUCGCUCCAGUUCCAGACCAGGUUCCUGUCCCAUUGACCUGCCCCGAGAACAGCCACUAUCUAUCCUGCGGAAAUGCCUGCCCAGCAACGUGUUCUGACCGAACUGCUCCAUCCAGAUGUGAAAACACCUGUGCAGAAGUCUGCCAAUGUGACGAAGGCUACCUCUUCAGUGGAGAGAAAUGUGUUCCCAGGGAGAGUUGCAACUGCACUUACAAAGGUGUGACCUACAGAGCAGGAGAGGAGUUUUGGGCUGACGAAAACUGCCAGUCCCGUUGCAGGUGUGAUAACAGAUUAGGCAAAACCAUGUGUGAGAAGUCUUCUUGCAAAGCCAAGACAAAAUGCAUUGUGGUGAAUGGUGUUCGUGGCUGUCACGCCACUACCUACAGUACCUGCAUUGCAUCAGGGAAUCUACAUUACCUUUCCUUUGAUGGAACCAAAUACGAUUUUGUGGGAAGCUGUGUGUAUCAGAUGGUGGGCGUCUGCUCCAAAAACCCAGCCCUCACCCCAUUUUUGGUCACGGUGGAGAACAACAACCGAGGCUAUAAGUCCGUGUCUUUUACCAAAGCGGUGACCUUGGAGGUCUACAACAUGACCAUCAGCCUGAGCAAAAGUGCCCAAGGUCGGAUUGAGGCCAAUGGCGUUUUAGUGGAUUUACCCUUUUCUUACGAAAAUAAGCUAACUGUCUCCCAGAGUGGGGUCUAUACCACCAUCAGAACCGAUUUUGAUCUAACAAUGAAUUAUGACUGGGACAGCCACACCAGGGUUGUCCUUCCCAGUACGUAUGCCAAUUCAGUCUGUGGACUCUGUGGCAAUGCCAACCGGAACCCUCAUGAUGAUUUUGACAUGCAGGAUGGAAGUCAAUCCAGUGAUGUAACACAAUUUGCAAACAGGUGGAAGGUGAAGGAUGUCCCUGGGUGUACUACAGGAUGCACCGGUAAAUGCCAAAGAUGCACUGAGGCUGAGAAACGAACCUACCAAGUUGAACGUUACUGUGGGAUCCUCACCAAAAGCAAUGGGCCGUUUGCACUAUGUCACAGGACAAUUAGCCCAACAAAGUUCUUUGAAGAUUGUGUCGUUGACACCUGCACAUACAAGGGACAUCCAGGUGUUUUUUGUGGGGCCAUCGCUACUUAUGCAAGAACCUGCCAAGCUCAAAAUAUCCAAAUUAAGCAGUGGCGAUCCAACUCCUUUUGCAGUUUUUCCUGUCUACCUAAUUCCCACUAUGAAUUAUGUGGAAAUGGCUGUCCUUCCACUUGUCACGAUCUUGCCAAUUCCAACUCUUGUGACACUCCAUGCGUUGAAGGCUGUGUCUGUGACUCUGGAUUCGUCCUCAGUGGGGAUGAGUGUGUCCCUCUUACUGAGUGUGGCUGUGUCUACGAGGGCAGAUACUACAAAAAGGGAGCAGAGUUCUACUCUACAAACACUUGUCAGGAGAAGUGUCGUUGUGUGGAUGUCGGUGUUGUUGACUGCCAUCAGUUUUCCUGUGGGAGUUAUGAGGAGUGCAGGGUGGAGAAUGGCAUCCAGAACUGUUUCCCUGUCAGUUAUGGAACAGUGGUAACAUUUGGUGGAAACCAUUAUGUUACCUUAGAUGGGAACAGUUUUGAUUUUGCUGGCUCCGGCUCUUACAUCUUAACUCAAAUAACUGACAAAGAUACUCAAGAAGUCAUCUUUUCUGUGGUGGUGGAACAUGAGAAUGCUGAUAAUGGACCUUCAAUUGAAAUAACAUCAGUUGUUAUCUACCUACAUGGAAAUACUGUUGUCCUGGAGAGAGGAAAGAAAUGGCAAGCUAAGGCUGGAGAAAGCAUCUUUUCAACCAACUGCACCGGGAAAUGGACUUGUCAGGGUCUGGAUCAAAUCAACUAUGAGGAAACAGCAUGCCAGGAUGAAGAGAUCUGCAUUCUCCAAAAUGGUGUGCGUGGCUGUGAGCGCAGAGAAGGCCAGUGCAAAAUUUCCCGAGAGACCCAACUUGUUUCUUUCGAUGGAACUUCAGCAAGAUGGAACUUCUGCGGUGGGGUUUAUGAUGUGUCUUCUGUGUGUGAUGAGAGUGACCCCUCCUGGUUCAGGGUAUCUGUCAACAUCGGAAAGGACUGUGAAGGCAACCUGUCAGGGGUCAAGGCGGCUCAUGUUUACUUUGGAGAGGCUGCCAUUACUCUGAAAAAGGACAACCGGAUAUGGGUGAAUGGACGGUCAGUAAACCUGCCGUACAAAAUCUCCAAACGUCUGACUUUACUCAAGGAACAGAAUGGGAUUGUGAUUAACCGGGCUUCAGAUAUACAAGUUCAAUUUUCUCCUGAUGGUGAGGUAACUGUGAAAGUCAAGGAUAUUCCUCCAGAGAAGUUAUGUGGACCAUGUGGGAACUUCAAUGGAGACCCCACAGAUGACCAGAAAUUGCCAAAUGGGGAAUCUGCAAACGCUGCUGACGCUCUCUAUGCUUGGAAGGCCAAGGACUUUUAAAAGUGGAGGUGAACUUCUCAAGGGGGGACGCCUGGAAGCUAUAUUCCACGCUGCCACAUAGCCUGAGAAAGUGAGAGGGGGCUGAUUUAAAUUGAGUAGUUUUCAAUUUAAAUCAGUAGUAGACAAAAUAAAAUUCUUUUCUUAGUUCAAGGUUAUUAAGUGUGGCACAGCAAAGAAAAAGGAUCUUACACUGGGACAGAUUAUGAUUGGUCCAUGUAAUGCGAUGAUGGGAGAAAAGGGGAUGGAUUGUAGUUUGGGAAAUUGUGGGAAGCCCGAAAAAACAUUUAGAUUUGUGAUUCCACAGAUGUGCCAGAUGCUAUUCUAA
Molecule: messenger RNA, 4483 nt
Organism: Notechis scutatus (mainland tiger snake)
Lineage: Eukaryota; Metazoa; Chordata; Lepidosauria; Squamata; Elapidae
Source: RefSeq, a predicted model, not a curated record